This is a messenger RNA of Aureobasidium melanogenum CBS 110374, 1125 nucleotides long. Its product is annotated as delta-aminolevulinic acid dehydratase. NCBI's taxonomy places the organism in Eukaryota, Fungi, Ascomycota, Dothideomycetes, Dothideales, Saccotheciaceae. The record is from RefSeq and is a predicted model, not a curated record. Gene Ontology annotation, molecular function: porphobilinogen synthase activity; zinc ion binding. Bases 1 to 1125 code for a protein of 374 amino acids. The transcript is spliced from 2 exons. Gene Ontology annotation, biological process: heme biosynthetic process. Gene Ontology annotation, cellular component: cytosol.
AUGUCCUUCUCUUCGCUCGUAUCCGACUUGACAUACCGCGACCGUAAUGGCGGCAACGGCGGCGCCGACAAGCGCUCGACCAUGUCUCGUGCCCGAUCAUACGCCAGCACCGCAGCCACAAGCGUCAGCAUCACUGGAGACAUCUCGAGUCAACUGCAUGGAGGUUACAGCCAUCCGCUCGCUCGCGCGUGGCAAGCUGAGCGCCAGUUGACCAAGUCGAUGCUCAUCUACCCCCUGUUCAUCACAGACAACCCAGACGAGGAGACUCUGAUCCCCUCAUUGCCUGGACAAUACCGCCGUGGUCUGAACAAGCUCGUCCCCUUCCUCCGUCCUUUGAUCGCAAAGGGCCUCAAGUCGGUCAUCCUGUUCGGUGUACCGCUCCACCCUGACGCAAAAGACUCUCUGGGCACUUCUGCCGACGACCCGACCGGCCCUGUCAUCGCUUCCAUCCGCCUGCUGCGCAAGGCUUUCCCUUCUCUCUUCAUCACUGCAGAUGUGUGUCUGUGCGAGUACACCAGCCACGGUCACUGUGGUAUCUUGCGCGAGGACGGCAGUCUGAACAAUGCUCUCUCUGUCGAUCGCAUUUCGGAUGUCGCAAUGGCCUACGCUGAGGCUGGCGCCCACUGCGUUGCUCCUUCAGACAUGAACGACGGCCGCAUCCGCGCCAUCAAGCUCAAGCUCAUCGAGGCUGGUAUCGCACACAAGGUCGUUCUCAUGUCCUAUUCGGCCAAAUUCAGUGGCUGUCUGUACGGCCCCUUCCGUGAUGCUGCUGGCAGCUCACCGUCAUUUGGUGACAGAAGAUGCUAUCAACUCCCCCCCGGCGGUCGCGGUCUCGCCCGCAGAGCAAUCGUACGCGACAUCAACGAAGGUGCCGAUAUCAUCAUGGUCAAGCCCGCCUCUCAAUACCUCGACAUUAUCAGUGACGCAAAAGACAUUGGCAAGGACUUGCCCGUUGCUGCAUACCAGGUCAGUGGUGAGUACGCCAUGAUCUGCGCUGCCGCCAAGGCUGGCGUGUUCGACUUGAAGACCAUGGCUUUCGAGGCCACCGAGGGCAUCCUUCGUGCUGGCGCGAGCAUUGUCGUUUCAUACUUUACACCCGAGUUCUUGGAUUGGUUGGAGAACUAG